AUGGCCCCAAAGAGGCGUCUGCCGCGCUUGACGCAGGCAGCGGACGGCCAACCAAAUCUUGAGGACGCGGCUGCAGAGCGCAUCGACGCCGUCACCGCUGAGCCGCUGCACGCCACAAAAUACGUUGAGAUCCUUAGCCCAGAUGGGACCCUCCGUCUCUUCUACAACACCGCAACACUCGUUCGCAUUGCCACAGACAGAGGCAUGUUUAUGCAGCCACCGCACUUCCGGGAGAUAAUGGUGCCAUCACUGCAGCGUCAGGUGGAGGAAAUCGAAGGGCGAACGUUUCACUUUGAAAAACGUAACGUACUUCUUCACAAUGCAACCGAUGGUGGCGAUGGCGGCCUCCAUGUUCUUCACAGGCAUGUAUACUUUGAUCAGAUUAUGGAUGAGUUCUACCUUCUCAACCCGGCUGAGCUCUACGUCUGCCCGGCGUGCUACCUUCACUGGGUCAGCACCCGAUUCCUUCCACACUUGACCGCCACACGGCAGCGCGUUGAGUACGUGAACGAUGACCCGAAUCCCGUCAUUGACCCGCUUGACGUACUGGCACACAUGCAAGGUGUGGAAGGCGCCACAGGUGCGGGUGAUGCGGACGAAAAUGCAUCGCGCGAAAGCAGUGCUGAGCCGGAGCGUGUGCCAAUGACCAUUCCCUCGAUGGAUGCGCAGCCUGACUGGGACUCUCCAUUGGUUCACAUUGUGUUCCGUCGUGCGGUGAGCUGGAAGCGUCACGUUCGUCGUCACCACAACGAAACGCAUACGGCCGCUGUGGAUUAUCGCUUAAAGGAGUUUCUCUCUCAGUACAUCUCACAAUACAAUCGCCUUGCGGAAGAGAAGUAUCGAAAGCGGCGGCAUGACGGCAACACUGCAGCUGCUAGAGGCCCCACGUUGACAGUGACACGAUAUUGGCAUAUCAAUGCGCGUUACAACCGCUUGCGGUACAACAGGAUUGUAGAGGCGGUGGAGCGAGCUGAGCCGCACAUUGACGAUUGCGUGGAGCGAAUGACCUUUACAAAUGAAGAGGUCAUGAACACGUUUCACCCCAAUGACAAGGACACCUCGGGGAGUGACUUUAUCUGCGACUCCGACAGCAGCAGUUGCGCGAGCAGCUACGGUGGUUUCCCGCGCUACGAGGGUUCCCUGAGCUCGCGCGAUGCGGAUGACGCGGGCGAGCCAGCGAAGUCCCGAAAGCGUCGACGCACGCCGAGCAGCACAUCUUCCUCCUCCUCGUCUAGCGAGGAUGGUGAUGAUGAUGAAGAGGAGGAAGAGGAAGAGGAAGAGGAGGAAGCUGAUGGGUUUGAUACGAAAAGGCAGGAGCAGCAGCGCAAACUCUAUAAGAGCGGUCUGCUCGCACCACUUCCCGGCCCAUACCGUGAUCUCUCGUACGAGGAACGUUGCGUAUUGGAGGCGCAUUCGAGACGUGUGAUUAAACCAACGGCGCUGUACGUCCCGCCACAGGCAGAUGAUGCCAGCGAUGAGAGGGGGAAUGAAGAGGUAGACUGGAGCCAAAUUGGCGGCACAAUCGAAGGGGCCGAGGGGUAUGUACGAGAUAUCCAGCAGCGCCAGUCAACUGUUGCUCCGAAGCGUGCGGUGCGCCGCAAAGAAGAGUUGACAAGAUUGAGGGAAGGAGAAGCGCGGGGAACACGACCCCCGUGCCAUGGAGAGCCUGAAGCACGUGCGGCCAUAUCUGUGGCCCAUUCAAGCCUCAUGUUGGAUGAUGACUCAGUGAGGCCCGUGGUAACAACGACGAGAGACACAUUACCGACGAAAAAACAACAGCUCCUGCUUUUGGAUGACUCCGAGUGA
This is a messenger RNA of Trypanosoma grayi, 1806 nucleotides long. RefSeq lists its product as hypothetical. The transcript has a single exon. Lineage: Eukaryota; Euglenozoa; Kinetoplastea; Trypanosomatida; Trypanosomatidae. The coding region runs from base 1 to 1806 and encodes 601 amino acids. The record is from RefSeq and is a predicted model, not a curated record.